GUAGGGACGCGGUGUUUUUAUUCUGUGUAAAAAAAAAUCAUGGCUAACAAUCUGGUUAUCAGAGCUUUGAAAGCUAACUCAAAGUCGUUCAAUUUGAGCUCCAAGAAAAUGACCGAGGUUCCCAAAUCGGUUUCGAGAUUAACAAAUAUUUUAACCCUUCAUUUGAACAAUAACUCUCUUACUUCUCUGCCUGUGGAACUGCAGACGUUACGAAACUUGACAGAACUCAAUUUGGGAAAUAAUUCUCUGGAGGAGAUCCCAGGUGUUCUGAGGUACCUGAACACCUUGAAAAAACUUUAUUUGUUUGGAAACCACAUUACAAGAUUGCCAGCUGAGGUGUUAGAAGGACUUGAUAACCUCACUCUCCUCAAUCUGAACCACAAUCACAUCACAGUCCUUCCACCAGAGAUUAAAAGUCUUUCUAACCUAGAAACCCUCAGUUUACUGGACAACCAGUUGGAGGAACUUCCUGUAGAAAUAGGUUUUCUCAAGAAGAUGGUUGAGAUGAAUUUAACCAACAACAAGCUGUCCAGACUGCCCAAACAGAUAUACAGUUUGUCACAACUGGCCAGAUUAUAUCUGGCCAGAAACAACCUCACAGAACUGCCAGAGGGUGUUAUUGGGCUGAUGAAGCUCAGAGUGCUGGAUGUGGCUGGAAACCGUUUAUCCAUGUUUCCUGUCGACUUCCAGCUUCUGACCCUGAAUGAGCUGCUCUGUGAAGGAAACACAUUCGUGAAAAAUAAGUUGAUGGAAUCUGUUCAAGCUGUGGAGGUGCUGUCAUUGAAGGAGCUGUCUGCUCGUCAGAUCCUGGUGGAGGACAAGAGGAGGUUGGGUGUGGUCCACAGGGCUCUGUCGUACCACCCUGGUCUGAGCCUGCUGCUGGCUGACUGGGGCAGGUGUUCCCUCUGCCUCCAACCCUUCCUCACCACCUGGCUGGAGUGUGUACGCUUCAUCAACCUCAGGAAGGACAUGAAGAUGAGCCGUCCUCAGACCGUCCCUGUACGUGUUCUCCUCUGUUCUUACAAGUGCUUCAAUAAGAGCGGACAUUCAUACUAUGGUGUCGCGUCUGUAUGAAGAGGUACUUCUAUUAAAACAUGUGUUUGAUGUAAUUAUAAGGAAGUGGACCCUGUUCUUUCAAUCCAAUAUGCAUUGUCUGCUUGUCCACCAGGUGGCAGCAGAGGACCAUAGUAAGAGACCAGACUCCUGACACAAUAUCAUAAGGCCAAAACAAUGAACUAGGUUGGACAGAGAGCGAGGUUGGACAGAGAGCUAGGUUGGACAGAGAGCUAGGUUGGACAGAGAGCUAGGUUGGACAGAGAGCUAGGUUGGACAGAGAGCUAGGUUGGACAGAGAGCUAGGUUGGACAGAGAGCUAGGUUGGACAGAGAGCUAGGUUGGACAGAGAGCUAGGUUGGACAGAGAGCUAGGUUGGCCAGAGAGCUAGGUUGGACAGAGAGCUAGGUUGGACAGAGAGCUAGGUUGGACAGAGAGCUAGGUUGGACAGAGAGCUAGGUUGGACAGAGAGCUAGGUUGGACAGAGAGCUAGGUUGGACAGAGAGCUAGGUUGGACAGAGAGCUAGGUUGGCCAGAGAGCUAGGUUGGACAGACAGCUAGGUUGGCCAGAGAGCUAGGUUGGACAGAGAGCUAGGUUGGCCAGAGAGCUAGGUUGGACAGAGAGCUAGGUUGGCCAGAGAGCUAGGUUGGACAGAGAGCUAGGUUGGACAGUUAUAGACAUGUUAUUACCAGGAUGGUCCAUUGAUCUGUUCAGUUAUAGACAUGUUAUUACCAGGAUGGUCCAUUGAUCUGUUCAGUUAUAGACAUGUUAUUACCAGGAUGGUCCAUUGAUCUGUUCAGUUAUAGACAUGUUAUUACCAGGAUGGUCCAUUGAUCUGUUGUUCAGUUAUAGACAUGUUAUUACCAGGAUGGUCCAUUGAUCUGUUCAGUUAUAGACAUGUUAUUACCAGGAUGGUCCAUUGAUCUGUUCAGUUAUAGACAUGUUAUUACCAGGAUGGUCCAUUGAUCUGUGUGUUCAGUUAUAGACAUGUUAUUACCAGGAUGGUCCAUUGAUCUGUUCAGUUAUAGACAUGUUAUUACCAGGAUGGUCCAUUGAUCUGUUCAGUUAUAGACAUGUUAUUACCAGGAUGGUCCAUUGAUCUGUUCAGUUAUAGACAUGUUAUUACCAGGAUGGUCCAUUGAUCUGUUCAGUUAUAGACAUGUUAUUACCAGGAUGGUCCAUUGAUCUGUUCAGUUAUAGACAUGUUAUUACCAGGAUGGUCCAUUGAUCUGUUCAGUUAUAGACAUGU
Oncorhynchus keta (chum salmon) is the source of this 2302-nucleotide messenger RNA. RefSeq names its product leucine rich repeat containing 69 (gene lrrc69). The coding region runs from base 40 to 1074 and encodes 344 amino acids. The record is from RefSeq and is a predicted model, not a curated record. The transcript has 10 exons. Lineage: Eukaryota; Metazoa; Chordata; Actinopteri; Salmoniformes; Salmonidae. Gene Ontology annotation, molecular function: protein binding.